AUGGGUUGCUGCCUGGCCACACAGUUAGCUCUGGUUCGUGAGAGUGUUCUCAUCAUCUCAACAGAUCCAGCACACAACAUAUCAGAUGCUUUCAGCCAGAAGUUUUCUAAAGUACCUUCACUUGUUAAAGGUUUCACCAAUUUGUAUGCCAUGGAAAUAGAUCCAAAUCUUGGAUUGGCAGAAUUACCAGAUGAGUAUUUUGAACAAGAUGUGAUGAGUAUGGGGAAGUCUGUGGUUUCUGAGCUCCUCAGUGCUUUUCCAGGAAUUGAUGAAGCCAUGAGUUUUGCUGAAGUCAUGAAACUAGUCAAAGGUAUGAACUUCUCCUGUGUGGUUUUUGACACUGCCCCCACAGGUCACACCCUCAGGUUAUUGUCCUUUCCCUCCAUCAUAGAAAAAGGACUGGGAAAAAUCUUACGACUGAAAAACAAAAUCGGACCAUUUAUUUCCCAGAUGGCGGGAGUUAUGGGAAUGCAGGAUGUGAAUGCUGACAUGAUGUCUACCAAACUGGAUGAUAUGAUGAACACAAUUAAACAAGUUAAUGAACAGUUUAAAAAUGCGGACCAAACCACCUUUGUGUGUGUAUGUAUAGCGGAGUUUUUGUCCUUGUAUGAGACGGAGCGCCUUGUUCAGGAGCUGACACAGUAUGGCAUUGACACGCAUAACAUCGUCGUCAAUCAACUCCUGUUUCUAAAACAAGGGGAGGAACCAUGUAAAUUAUGUAAAGCCAGGCACAGAAUUCAAGCCAAGUAUUUGGACCAGAUUGCAGAUUUAUAUGAAGAUUUUAAUGUCACAAAGCUCCCACUUCAGGAGGAGGAAGUCCGAGGGGUGGACAAGAUAAAGGACUUCUCUAAAUACCUGUUAGAACCCUACAAACACUGUUAAUUGUUAUUUAUAUCAAUAAACUGAUCGUUGUUGUACCUCAUUCUAUUUAUACUGUAUAUUAAUGAUUGCUUAUAGUUGUAGAAAAAUGAGAGAAUAUACUUAAUGAUUUACUGACCAAUACACAUGCAUAUGUAGUAA
Messenger RNA from Saccostrea cuccullata (small rock oyster), 1020 nucleotides. Its product is annotated as ATPase ASNA1 homolog. The record is from RefSeq and is a predicted model, not a curated record. NCBI's taxonomy places the organism in Eukaryota, Metazoa, Mollusca, Bivalvia, Ostreida, Ostreidae. Gene Ontology annotation, biological process: post-translational protein targeting to endoplasmic reticulum membrane. Bases 1 to 882 code for a protein of 293 amino acids. Gene Ontology annotation, cellular component: GET complex. Gene Ontology annotation, molecular function: ATP hydrolysis activity; ATP binding. The transcript has 8 exons.